CAAGAGGAUCAUUUGAAGGACUCGCUUCGUGGAAAGGCAUAACGGGUGGUUUUAGGGUCCAAGAUGGACAUGGAUGUCCCUAAACCACGUGUGUUCCUGAACUACAACCCAACUGCCCUGUUUUCACAGUGGGGUGUACCAAUUGGUGUGACCCAAGUGAUGGCCGCAGUGCGAGACGGCCCGUGGGAGAGCCUGAGCUCGGGGAAGAAAGUAGCCUUGGCUGCAGGCCUCACCGUAGGGGCUACAGUGGGGUACCUUGUUUACUAUCACAUUCGAAGCAGCAGUGUGCAACGCAAAAGUAAAGAGGAGUCCAGAAUAUCUAUUCCACUUGACGUGUACCGCUCUAUUGCAAGAUAUCAGAGUGCCUUUCUAGACAUAGUGAAUCAGAAGUCUGGCGCCCAAAUAAAUGUGUUGCCGAAUACUGAAGAGCAGAGCUUGGUGAAUUUCCUCAUCCAGGGUUCACCCGAGCAAAUUCUUGUGGCACAAUGUACUUUGGAGAAACUGUCCACCGACUGUGAAGUCAUCACCGAUGUCAUUGAAGUGCCCCAGACGGCAUUUGGACGAAUUAUAGGCCGUGGUGGCGAGAACUUGAAGUUCAUAAACAGAGUCUCUGGGGCCAGGGUGAACUGUCCCAGAGAUCGUGGACGUGGCUUAGAGGAGAAGGGCAAGAUCACAAUUACUGGAACACGCAAGGAAGUUCAAAGUGCAAAGGAGAUGAUCACGGAGAAGGCCAUAGAGAAUGAAACCGUACGAAAGAGGAUAAGUCAGUCCUCUGCUCUGCGUCAGAAGAGGAAACCACCAGAAGUGGAGCAAUUUAACAAAGCUACAGGACUAGAGAAUGAAUUAUUAAAACUUAAUGGCAAAGAUUUUCUUUCACCACUGACUGAGCUACAUCAAGAGGGACUUGUUAUGGUGAAUGACUUUGCAGACAAUUCUACAGCUGAAACUUCCCUCAGAUCAGAGGAGAUUCUUUCUCCAUUGUCACCUUUGGAGAUCUCAAAAUUUGAAAUUCCUAGUCCAGACCUGAGCUUCCAGCCUGACGAGCAUCUGGAGGUGUAUGUGUCUGCUUCUGAGAAUCCUCAGCACUUUUGGAUCCAGAUCCUGGGAGUACGAUCUCUACAGCUGGAUAAACUGACUGCUGAAAUGAGUCGUUUCUACAACAGCGACACCUCGCAAGAGCACAGAGUGGAGACCAUUAUUGUUGGAGACAUAGUGGCUGCUCCUUACAGGCACCAUGGCACAUGGAACCGUGCUCGAGUGUUAGGAAUUCUGGAUUCUAGACUGGUGGAUUUGUAUUACGUGGACUUCGGAGACAAUGGGGAGCUUCCACGAGAACACUUACGAAGCAUGAGAAGUGACUUCCUGAGCUUACCCUUCCAAGCCAUUGAGUGCAGCUUAGCAGGGGUCUGUCCUGCAGGAGAGGUUUGGUCUGAGGCAGCCCUGGAUGACUUUGAACGCAUGACGUACUGUGCUGAAUGGAAACCUUUGCUGGCCAAACUGUACAGCUAUUCUCAUUCUGAGAUCUCAUCCUGGCCCAGUGUGAAACUCUAUGACAACAGCCAGGGAAAGGCUGUGGAUCUGGGUAAGGAGUUGAUUCGUCUUGGUCAUGCCAUGAGCUGUGAGGAUGAAGGGAUCGGGCUUAGGGGAGAAUGGGAUGAGUCCAGAUCACUGCAGAAGAUGCUGGAUGACAUGACGGGAGCAUCCUCAGAACUCAGUAUGUCCUGCAUCAGUUUGUCAGGUUCAACAAAUACAUGGCUAAGAAAGCAGUUGGAAUGGCCAUCCUGUCUCACCAGCUUUUCAGAGGUGGAGCGUGCUGACGUGGACCAGAGCCCUUGUUUUGGACUCCUGUCUUCCACUUCUCAGAUCCACUCUACUCCAUCUCAGAACCUCAGUGAGCUGGUCAGCAACAUACUCGAGUCUUCCUCAAUGCUAGACCUUCCGAAUCAGUCAGUUUCUGACAACACAGUCCAAUCCAACAACUUAACACCAGUGUCACCAUUACCUAUGAUGUCAGUUCAGGAAAUCACAUCUUCGUUUUCAUCUCCAUCCUGUAUGGAGGCUGUGACAUCAGCCAUGGAUUCCUUCGAUCUGAGUGAUGACGUAUUCGUAGGCUCUCAUUGUAACAGCGAAAAGCAUAAGGUAACGUCUAAAGGAUCCAUAGACACUGACUCAUCCUCUAGUGUAGACAGCAGUUACAGUGAGAGUUUAGAAAGCAGCAACAGCAGUGAUGGAAUCAAAGGGGUGUGGUAUUACAUCACUUCCUCUAAGGACUCUUCGGAGGCGUCUUUAAGCACCACCAUGCCUCAGUCGUCCACUGCGACAUCCUCCUCUGUUACCGAAUCUUGGGACGAGACCACUGCAUCAACUCGCUCUGUAAAUGAACUGAGCUCUCAUUUAUCAAGCAGUGUUGAAGAUGGUGAAAUGGCUUUGGUAGAAGUGAUCACCUUGAGUGAACGUUGCAGCAGUGAAAUUGACUUAAUUUGCAAUAGUUUUGAAGAGCACGAAAGUGUGUCCUCUAUGGAAGAAAAAUUGGAUGUGAAACCAAACCCGCUAGACAGUGAUGUUAGAUGUCAGAUGUUCUCACCCGCUGUGAAUGAUGAAACGCAGCAUAGUGAAGCUGAAAAUGCAACUGGAGGAAGUGGACAAGUUCUUCAGAAACCAAAUAUUGUUGAUUUUACAAGUGAAACCGGCAACAGUGGUGAUUAUGACAAAUCAACAAGAGAAGUUGCCUCAAUUUCUGGAAGUGUGGAUGAUACUCUUGAUGAGGAAUUCAACUGACAACAGACCAAAUACAUGUAUCCCUUUUUAUUGAGACCAAUCGUUACCUUCAUUUCGCAUUCAACACAUGCCUCCUGUCUCUGAGAAAGAGCCUUACUUGACUACACCACCUGCUUGGACUGCCUAUAUUUACUGCUUAAAUAAGGACUGCUUUCCUCAGUUUGUCUUGCUUUUAAGUUUUCAGCCUGUGUGUCUUGAGGACUUGAGUUUUUUGUACCAUUUACACUUGCGUUCUCAUUGCCUUCAUAUCAUUUCCUAUACCAAAAAGGUUAUGUCAGCCCUUUUGUUUUCUUGAAGCAUGUGAAGAGUUGAUUGACCGUUGAAAAGCAGUGCUCAGGGAACUCAUGAUUGAGUUUGUUAGAAACCUCAGUGUUAUUGCAGUGUAGCACUAAAGGUACUGUGGUUUUUGUUUGAGUGAUAAGAUUGUUCUGUUGUUCUUUCUGUACUGUUUGUGCUUUUUGUUUCUCUUUUUCUGUCAAAUUUUGGUGUGAAUGUUGUUUUAUUACAUUGUAUGCUAUAGAAUAUACAUCUACAAUAAGAUGCAGAUUAUUAUUCCGCAUAUGUAUUAUAAUUAUUUUUUUUUGCGCGAGUUGAGUGUACUAAUUUAGAUUGUUGGAAUUAAAUGAGUUUAUUUUAAUAUUUUCUGUUUGAAAAUAAUAGGUCUGUUGAUGCUAUAAUAAAUGCUAUUGAUUAAGAAAAUGGACUGAAAGCAGUUGGAAAUGAAAAUAGAAAUGUAUACCAUUACAUUUAAAGAGAGCCUAGACUAAGCAAUACAAAUUCGAGUAUCAUGCAUACAAAUAGUUCUAAUUCAAUAUUUAAUUCCUAAUCUAUAAAUUAAUAAGACCUAUCUCAUACAGUUUAUAGAUGGGCUCCAAGAUAACGGGUUAAAAUCUUUUAGAGAAUUGACUUCAUGUACAUGACAUGCUUUUGUUCUUUUUAUGUUUGUGAAUAAUAUUGUAUACAUAUAUUUUUUUAGAAGGGUAGUUGGGUUUAAUCAAAGUUUAUGUUGCAAAGUUGAGACUGCACAUAAAUGCAUGAUUAAAGAAACUGGUAAUUAUUUUCUCUUUAUACAAAUAUUUAGUGGUUCGGCUCUGUAUCAAAUUAGUUGCCAGAUUUCAAUUACAGUUUUUUUUUUUUUUUUUUUUUUCUCAUAACCAGUUUGUAACAUUUUAAUUAUAAAUAUUUUUAAAUCUAAUGUAACUUUUUUUUUAAGUUUAACCCAUUUUAUUUUAUGCUCAUGGGAUCCUUCGCAGUAAUAUUAAUAGUUCUACACACUUCAAACAACCAACUCACUCAUAGACAUCAACCCCACCUGCUUAGCUCUCCACACAUCAUAACAUUUAUGACCUCAUCCAUCAUUUCAUCCCCUUAUGUUCUAUUAACGUAGACAUAUUUUAUAGUCAA
Messenger RNA from Xyrauchen texanus (razorback sucker), 4182 nucleotides. RefSeq names its product tudor and KH domain-containing protein-like. The transcript has 16 exons. NCBI's taxonomy places the organism in Eukaryota, Metazoa, Chordata, Actinopteri, Cypriniformes, Catostomidae. The record is from RefSeq and is a predicted model, not a curated record. The coding region runs from base 64 to 2778 and encodes 904 amino acids. Gene Ontology annotation, biological process: spermatogenesis. Gene Ontology annotation, molecular function: RNA binding.